AUGGAUUCAAGGGUACCGCAGUUUGACUCGCUGCUCGAGGAAUGUGUCGUCACACUGUUUACGACGUACAGGGGCCAGCACGUCUGCCAGAUGCUCGAACAGCUUGACUUGGGCGUGUUCUCACUCUCAAAGACACCGUCACGGAUCGUGCAACAAGUCAGGACCGCAUGGACAGAGGAGGCGCUCUCGAAGUACAUACACUUGUUCUUCCAGCACGUGUGGAGAGACGCAGGCGACAGGUUCGCCAUCAUGCAGUACAACGAGCCUGCGUUCAAGCUGCAGGUCAGCGACCUCUUCCCGAGCGAAUUCUCAAAGGCGCGACUCGUGCUCAAUACAGAUUACGACGUCUUGCUCGAUUUCGUGAACACAGUCAGGCCACAACUCAAGGGACUCAUUAGACAGGCGGUCCAGGGGUCACUCGUGGACCCGAUUGUGCGCAAGUACGGCAGAGUGUACGAAUUCCACGACUAUUUCCACUGGUUCAAUCUCAGCAAGAAGAAGUUUGCCAACAGGGACGUUCUCAUCUUGAACAAGGGCACUCCUGACCUGUUCCAUUACUACAUAAACUCGUUCUGCAGCAAGGCACCGUACGACGUACACCCACUGCACCCGUUUCUAGGUGAAUUGUUCGAGGGGAACAACAACGUCAAGUACCAGCAGUUGGGUACCAACGAACACGUAUACGAGUUCGAUCUGGAUGAAGAGACCCACAACGGCAGUGGUAACAGGACAGUGGCCGUCGACCUCAUGCAGCAGUCAAACCAGCGACAUGAGAUUCUUACGCGAAUGCUCAACCUCAAAGAGAUAGACUCGCCGCACCUGUACGAACAAUUCAAAUGCAUGAUCAGCCUUGUGGACCCCUUGACACAGCCGCCUCCGAGUGACACGUACGUCGUGUCCCUCGACCUACUGUACAAGCUGUUUUUAGCGUUUCUACCGAAGAAUCAGGACACGGAACAGAAUGAUACAUUUUUACUAUGUUUCAAUAUGCAAAAGAUAAUAACAAGAACGCUUUGGCGACUCAAGUGCUGGGACUACGCGAAAUUGACAUCCAUCUCAAAGAAACAAACGGAGGGCGAUAAUUCUCAAUAUAACUACAGGGACCACCUCAAGGAGUGGGUCCCCAACGGACUCAACACGCAGGAUCUUGAACUCCUGUACAUGGUUGACAUCAUGGCCGUAUACACCAUCUACAACGCAUACUCACACUUACCGAUCCAGCUCAACCCGUUCCUGUCCAUGCUCAUCUCCCUGUGGAAAAACCUCUCCGCCGUGCUGCUGCUCAGCCUAGAGGUCGACAGAUGCGAGGAGGCAAACGACACGUUCGACACGCCACUGCUCGUGCGCGCCACAAUUAGAGGCGCUUCAGCACUCCGCGCGGUCGUCGCAUGUGUGCUCAAUGGCCACGUCAGAGAGAACGAGCACGACUUUAAGCACGAACCUCUCAAUACAUUCAUGUCCCCGCACGGGAGGAAACUCUGUCAGGGGUCGCUGUACGCGGACCUCAGGUCUCACGCCGCAGCGAUGCUCUCCCUAGGCGUGGAUCUUGAAGACGUCACAGAACUGCUCUCGGAUUUGCAACCGGGCGAUAGGUUCGACGAGGAUAUCAGGUACAUGUUCGAGUACGAGUACGAGGACUACAACCUUGUCGACUUCGAAGAUGAAGACGAAGACGCGGCUGCCGCCGCCACCACAGCCACAGCCUCAGCCGCAGCCAUAACUGCGGCAAACGAGGGUACCGGUGCUUCCCAGAAACGACGGUGCAAUUGUAUAUUCACGGACGACAAAAUCAUUCAAAGCGACGAAAGUAAAGUGUCUUUGGGAGGCGGGAAAAAUCGGCCGUAUUCCGUCAGGACAAAGUCCUCCUUUGAGUUCGAUUACAGCGGUAACGACUGGAGGGACGUUCCGAGAGGACUUAACCUGUACUUCUGGCCCAGUUACGAAUUUUUAGCACGUCCGGGACUCGCAGAAUUUCGGAACGUAUCCAGUAAGGCCGCUGGCGGGAAGUUGAAUCCCAUGGAGUCUCAGCAAUUGCUAAAACUUGUCGCGUCUGCGAUAAAAAUUGAGCAGGAAUGUAUCAUCAUGGGCACUGUGUAUCCACAAACUGAGGGCAUCGCUGUGGGAGAUGACGGAUUGUUGACUCCAGAUAACAUUUACGACGCAUGGUUCCAGGAUAAAGUUUUCGACAGGAUCCUCUUCAUGAACCAGGAACUGGCGUGGAAACUGAUGGACGAGCUACUCAUGUGUCAUGGUUACCGGCGCGUGCUCCUGUGGUUUGUCACACACAUGGAGUUGAACCAUUCUGUGAUCCACUACAUAUUUGAGCUGGUGAUGGGGCUGCGAGGCCAGGAACUGUCCGCGGAUGUGACUUUGGAGGAACAGCGGAAGCAGGCUUUGCAUAACUUGAUGGAGAUAGACACUCCGAACGGGGGCACCCUGAUGUUUUCCCGACAGGGCAACUUGGCUCUUUCCGAGAUAGAGGUAAAGAUGCUGCUGCAGGAGUUCUUCACGAACGCGGCCAUAUUCCUAUCGGCGAGCGAGUCAGAGGAACCGGAGAGUGAGACCUCUGACGUCUCGUUGUAUUCGAUUGGCCUCGUGAAACUGAUCUGCUUUAUGGUAAAGACUCUGAUCGUGAACCACAAGUUUGAGUUCAGCAAGUCGGAGUGCACUUUCGAGUUGCAAACACUCCUGAUGAACUGGCUGGGCAUCGUCCCUGACGCGCAGGAACUGUUUUUUUUGCUGAAGAAGAACAUUUCGGACACUAAAACGGCCACUACUACUACUACUACAACCUCUGCGCUAGGUGCACCUGGUGACAUAUUCCCCACUCUCACGGACGCCGACGACGACAACAACGCUGUGGCGGAGAACCUGUCAGAGUUUAACAAGAAACUGGUGAUGCUGCUGCCGCGGGCGACGCAGUCGGAGGGCAAGGGCAGCAGCCAGGCAAUCGACGCGCUGCGCAACUUCAUGAGGAAGCACUCGCUCUCGUCGGAGAUCCCCGUGCUCGGACGCAGGAUCGUCCGCCGCGGGAGCCAGAUCCUCCCGCAGGCGACGCCCGAGCGUACAGUCACCCUCCGCGAGUACCUCGGCAGCUACGACGGCGCAGUCCUCUGA
This is a messenger RNA of Huiozyma naganishii CBS 8797, 3117 nucleotides long. RefSeq names its product CCR4-NOT core subunit CAF130 (gene CAF130). The coding region runs from base 1 to 3117 and encodes 1038 amino acids. The transcript has a single exon. NCBI's taxonomy places the organism in Eukaryota, Fungi, Ascomycota, Saccharomycetes, Saccharomycetales, Saccharomycetaceae. The record is from RefSeq and is a predicted model, not a curated record.